GAUUUCUAAACACCAGGGAGAUAAUUCAUCCUCGAAUGGAGUUUAACCAGUUAAUUACAGACAUAGUGUUGAUAAUUGUGCAUAAUAUUUAUAAUAAACCACGGUGAUUCACAUUUGUCAUCGUUAUUCCCGUAUGUCUAAUUUUAAACGCCGAAACAGAUUUAUUGCUCGGUCGUUAAAUUGAUGCAAAAUUCUUAAUAGUCUUUAAACAAAUCUAUAAAUAGGUUAAUAUAUAUAUUAAACAAUAAUAAAAGAUUAAAAUGUAGAACAUUAAUCAAGUUGACUCUAACCAUGACAGUACCAUCUUUAAAAUCAACCAAUUUAUUCAAACCAAUUCAGAUUGGUAACAUUACCUUAAAUCAGAGAAUCGCUCAUUUACCAACCACAAGGUUCAGAGCCACGGCUGAACACGUUCCAACUGAUUUAAUGUUACAAUAUUAUACAGAAAGAUCGAUCGUACCAGGAACUUUGUUGAUCGGGGAAGGUACUAUUCCAUCUGAAAAAUUAGGGAUCUUACCAAAUUUACCUGGAUUAUGGAAUGAACAACAAUCUAAAGCUUGGAAAAUUAUUAUUGAUUCAGUUCAUAAAAAUGGUAGUUUUAUCUCCAUCCAAUUAGGUACAUUAGGUAGAGCUGCUAAUCCUGCCAUUUUAAAACAAAGAGGCUAUGAAUAUUCUGGUGCUUCUGUGAUUUAUUUAGAUGAAGAUUCUAAAAAAUUAGCUGAAGAUGUUGGUAAUCCACUUAAAGAAUUAACUGAAGAUGAAAUUCAUGAUAUCGUCGUUAAUCAAAUCCCCAAUUCAGUUAAAUUGUCCUUACAAGCUGGAUUUGAUAUUGUUGAAAUACAUGCUUCUAGUGGUUAUUUAUUCGAACAAUUCAUUCAUCCAUCUUCAAAUAAAAGAACUGAUAAAUAUGGUGGUUCAAUUGAAAAUAGAACCAGAUUCUUAUUAGAAGUGAUUGAUAAUUUGAUUUAUAAUGAAGGUAUUGAUGCUAAGAAAUUGGCUAUUAGAUUAUCUCCUUAUAAUACUUUCAGAGGUUCAUUAGGAGAAAAUGAAUCAGUUCAUCCUAUUGUAAAUUAUGGAUAUUUAGUAUCUGAAUUACAACAAAGAGCCAAUAAAGGUCAUCAAUUGGGUUAUAUUUCGGUGGUUGAAAAUACACCAGAAAGAUCAAAUACUGAUUUCAUUAGUCAAAUCUGGCAAGGUGUGAUCGUUAAAUCAAUUGCUUUUUCAGAAUCAUUUGAUUUAAAUCCAGUGGUGAAAGCAGUUGAUACAGAUGAUCGUACUAUUAUUGGAUUUGGAAGACAUUUUAUUGCUAAUCCUGAUUUAAUUGAAAGAUUAAAGAAUAGCCUUGAUUUGAAUCCAUUUGAUCCACCAACCUUUUAUUCUGGUACCAAUCUUGGUUAUAAUACCUAUUCAAAAUAUGGUCAACCUUUAGAAAUUGAUCAAGAAGCUGAAAAAUUACAUCGUGGUAAAAGUUUAGUUUAGUUUAAUCUAAGUUUGUUUCCUCUUUUUUAUAGUAUAGAAGUAUUCAAUUCUGGUAGUUCGAUUUUCAAUGUUAC
Messenger RNA from Scheffersomyces coipomensis, 1553 nucleotides. RefSeq names its product NAPDH dehydrogenase. Lineage: Eukaryota; Fungi; Ascomycota; Pichiomycetes; Serinales; Debaryomycetaceae. Gene Ontology annotation, molecular function: NADPH dehydrogenase activity; FMN binding. The coding region runs from base 292 to 1479 and encodes 395 amino acids. The transcript has a single exon. The record is from RefSeq and is a predicted model, not a curated record.